CGUCAGAGCUCAAAGAUGAGGCUUCUGUGUAUAGUGGCGCUGGCCGUCGUCCUUGCGGACGCCUCCAGUCUGCGGCAGAAGCGGCAGCUGAUCCGCAAAAAGGAGAACAACAACAUCGAAGAGCUGUGCAAAGACCGCGGCGACGAGUUCUUCCGUUUGGAGACCGACGGAGACUGCAAAGAGGUCUACAGAUGCGACAGAGGCCGGGCAGUGACCCGGUUGGCCAAGGUCAAAUGCCCCCCGAGCCUUGCUUUCGAUAUCAUGCGACAAACUUGCGAUUGGAGUUACAAGGUUAAGAACUGUGAUCAAAUAUCAAAGCCGAAAAAAGUGCUGCCCUUGCUGAAGACCGACGAGCCACUCUGCCCCACGGGGCAGCUGGCAUGCGGCAACAGCGAGUGCCUCGACCGAGAGUUGUUCUGCGACGGCAACCUCGACUGCACUGAUGAUUCGGACGAGAACGCCUGUGAGGUCGGCGUGGACCCGAACGGCGCCGGCGUCUGUGAACCGGCCGACUGCGCGUUGCCCGAGUGCUUCUGCUCGCCGGACGGCACCCAGAUCCCAGGCGCCCUGGAGCCGGCGCAGACACCGCAGAUGAUCACCAUCACCUUCCACGGCUCCGUCAACGUCGACAACAUCGGCAUCUUCCAGGACAUCUUCCGCGACGACCGCCAGAACCCGAACGGCUGCACGGCCAAGGGCACCUUCUACGUGUCGCACAAAUACACCAAUUACUCGGCCGUGCAGGAGCUGCACCGCAAGGGCCACGAGAUCGGCGUGUUCUCCAUUACCAACGAGGACGACCCCGACUACUGGUCGUCGGGCACCUUCGAAACCUGGUAUGACGAGAUGGCUGGUGCGCGCGACAUCAUCGAGCGGUUCGCCAACAUCACCGACGGUUCCGUCACGGGCGUGCGAGCGCCGCAGCUGCGCGUGGGCGGCAACAACCAGUUCUUCAUGAUGGAGGAGUAUGGAUUCCUCUACGACUCGUCCAUCACGGCGCCGCUGGGCCGCGUGCCCAUCUGGCCGUACACGCUCGACUACCGCAUGCCGCACAAGUGCCUGGGCACCUCGCAGAACUGCCCGUCGCAGUCGCACCGGAUCUGGGAGAUGGUCAUCAACGAGCUGGAUCUGCGCGAGGACAGGAACGUGGACGAGCGCCUGCCUGGCUGCCAUCUGCUCUCCUCGUGCACCAGCAUCCAGUCCAGCGAGCAGUUCGCCCAGAUGCUGCGCAGCAACUUCGACCGCCACUACACGACCAACCGUGCACCACUCGGCCUGCACUUCACCGCCGGCUGGCUGAGCGGCAACAAGAACUUCAAGAAGGAGCUCAACAAGUUCAUCGACGAGAUGCAGGCCAAGAACGAUGUCUAUUUCGUCAGCAACCUGCAGGUGCUGAGCUGGAUGAACAGUCCGACCGAAAGCAACGGCAUCCGUGACUUCGCGGAGUGGAAGGACAAGUGCGACGUCAAGGGUCUGCCUCUCUGCUCGCUGCCCAACCCCUGCCCGCUGACGACCAGGGAGCUGCCCGGAGAGAACUUCUACCUGAACACUUGCAUGGAGUGCCCCAAGAACUACCCCUGGGUCGAAGACUACACUGGCAACGGCUUCGCGCUCUAAGCUGCGUGUCCUUACUGCGGCCUGGCCUGCGACUCUUCAAACAGCGAGUCCUCACUAUGGCCUGACACGGUGGACAUGCUGACGGAGUAGGCUGGCGCCUGACUGCACAGAGUACAAUGUGAUCGCCUGCAUGUGACCCCAAAAGGUGCCGCGUGAGUAGGCUCGGUGUUUUCAACUGUGAUGGAGACGGUGCGGGCCGGUGUCCCGGUGCCAGCCAUCUUCAGAGUGGGCGUCUCCCCGCGGCGUUGGUCCGCCCAGGAGCCUUGUUACGCCACCGGGGCUGGCUCGCGUCCGGCUGGAGCUGGCAGGGCGCACUGGCCAGGAAAGCGCGUCCGCACAGGUCGCCUGCUGCACCAUCCGAUCGUCUGAUAACCUGAGAACGACUGUCAGCCUACCAGCGCCGCAGCUGUCGCCAUGGCAACGGCCAGCGGCGGACCAGGUCGGGGAGUCGGGUGCCGGUGUGCCUGACCGCCGGCCGUCCAAGCUGCAGUCGUCUAGUCAAACGGAUUGGAAAGGCUCGAAACACCUCCGGAGGGGCAUCGUAUCACUUUUCUUGCGAUGGAAGGCGCCUUGUCGAGUCGGACUGUUUCAAAAUCACAUCUGUGUGGCUCCGGGUGAGGGGAUGCGAGCCUUGGGGAACUGAGACAUAUGCCAUCACGUCUCGCGCUGAAGGGAGGUCCUGCUCUUCAUAAGUGUCGCUAGUACCCGUGCGUUUCCUUUUCCGUAUCUCAUGCUGAAAUCAGUCCGUCUUCCUCCACCCGCGCGAUCGCUUUGGCCCACCCGAUCUUUAGGGAUGUUCGUGCAUCGCAUCUGUCCAUGUUAUCGCUGCAACAUGUGCGCGAGUGUUUAAAAUAAAACGAGAGGGUGUCUCGCUCUCUUCACCAGCUUAAA
Molecule: messenger RNA, 2508 nt
Organism: Pollicipes pollicipes
Lineage: Eukaryota; Metazoa; Arthropoda; Thecostraca; Pollicipedomorpha; Pollicipedidae
Product: chitin deacetylase 1
Exons: 6
Coding region: 16-1617 (533 amino acids)
Biological process (GO): carbohydrate metabolic process
Cellular component (GO): extracellular region
Molecular function (GO): protein binding; chitin binding
Source: RefSeq, a predicted model, not a curated record